Bemisia tabaci is the source of this 2065-nucleotide messenger RNA. NCBI's taxonomy places the organism in Eukaryota, Metazoa, Arthropoda, Insecta, Hemiptera, Aleyrodidae. The record is from RefSeq and is a predicted model, not a curated record.
CGGUGCCUGAGAAUAUGGACGAUAAGUAUAAGGGAUUCAUCUUGAGGAUGCUCAUGACCCAAGACAAUGCGCCGGCCAUCCUCUGCCUCAUCAAGAUCAUCGCCAAGCACGUCACCAUCGACAAGGGGAGCCCCCCGGAGAACCCGCGCUACAAGAUGAGCUACCAGUGCCUCCUCAACACCGCGUACAAACUCCACAAGAAAGGCUACCUCAAACCCAGGAAGGAUAUUUCCAAGAUGGAGGUGACUAUAGCGAGGGAGCGGGAUCCGUGUCUAGACUGCACGCGGCAAAAUCAGAAGGGGGUGCAGCUCCUGCUCAAGGACAGGAUGCAUGAUCCAAACGAACUCGUCCUAGAGAUAGCACUGCACGACACGGUCGCCAUCCUUUCCUACACCGUCAUCGAUGCCGUCAAGAAAAACGUCACCAUCAAGCGGGUCAAAGGCUGGCACGGGAAACGCAAGCACGUAUACGUCAUCGACUUUAUAGGACUCGCCUCAACGCCCGGAAUGUUAAAAGUGUUCGAAGGUAUCGAGGGGGCCUUCGGCGACAUACUCCGCAAAAUCGCCUCUGAAAACGACAAUGGUGAUGGUGAUGGUAAUGGUAAUGGUAAUGGUAACGGUAAUGGUAAUGGCAAGGGUAAUGGUAAUGGCAAGGGUAAUGGUAAUGGCAAGGGUAAUGGUAAUGGCAAGGGUAAUGGUAAUGGUAAAGGUAAUGGGAAAGGUAAUAGCAACCUUCAAUUGUCACCGUCUCCAUCCGCGAGUCCGUCGCGGACUGAUUAUUGAGUUGAUUGAUAAAACUGUAGACAAAGAAGCCGAAGGGAAAUUGGAGCGAUCAUAUUGCUUAAAAUGGGUGGUUGUUACAGACUAUAGAUCCCUAAAUUUUUCCAAGCGGAAAAAUUUUGGAGUAGCCGCUUAGGCCAAAGUUUAGGGGGCGAUCCCUCGGUAGCUCCCUAACCUCGGUAGUCAGCCCCCUGUGUGCGUCCCUUUCUCUCGACGGAACGCCAGGAGAUCCUCCCUGGGCCCUAUGCAUAAAUAAACAUCCAAUUUUCAUCCGAUCUGCCUCGAAUCGUUAGGGCUCUUGUGCCACCACCGUUUUUUGUGCAAAAUAGGAUUGUGAAUUGAUUGUGAAUCCCCGCGAACUCAUCAUUCAAAUUGGAAGUAUCGACACAGAAGACGAUGGAGAAAUGUGGCGAUCCUGUUGGUUGGGACGGGUGGUUGUUAUGGACUAAGGGGGGAUAUGGUGGUCAACUAUAAGGCCGCUUGUGGGUUGAUAUUAGUUCGUCUCGGGUUCCUGUUAGUACCCGGCGCCUCCACCAUGUAAUCAACCCAAAAUAAGAUGGUGAUGAGUCCAGAAUCCUUGGAGCUGCCUGGCAUGGGGGACGUAGCAGCAGAGCUCUUGAUAGAGUGACCACAACUCGAGAAGUACUGUGCGAUACUUUAUUUCUUAUGAACUAAAUGGAUACAAACGAUCCACGACACAAACUCAAAAUGCUCAAAAGCUCAUUUGCAACUGAAUGGGUCCCGGUUCACUCUGAGCACUAAGAUCGUUGGACCUCACUCGGCGAUCUAGAUCUCCGUAAAACGCAUGGCCGACUGCCCAGAACCAAGACUGAAGCCGACCAAACUUACAACUAGCUCCGGCCCUGAAAAGUCGGCCAUGAAACAUCACGGCUGGGGUAAUUUAUACCCAGAAAACCGCGUCCACUGCAAUCUCUCCCUCUCUUAAGCGCCGGAAAGCGCAAACAAGUGCUCGGCACAAAUUGCGAGUCUUCCAUCCUUCGUUUGUCCAUUCCAACUACUCGCUUCCACCAAUCGGAUCGCUCAAUUUUCUUUAUCUUUAAAGUUCAAUAAUCAGCUGGCUGACUCUCCGCAUUAUCUUUAGCCGCUAUCCAUCCCUUGCCUUUAGGGUGUCACUUCGCGGCGAUGGCAAUUUAUUGAAGAUCUAUCCCUAAUAAACGAAUUGUGCCCCUUCCGAGUAAAUUUUAGUCCCUUAAAAGAUUCAGCUGUACCUACGUCUUCGGUGAUCAAUGAUUCUUCAAUAACUGUCAUAUUUUAUUAUUGAAUGC